AUGCAUACGUUUAUUGCGCAAUUUUUGACAAUUAAUGCACACAUCACAUCGGUGCUUUGUGUGGUACCCAAUCUGCUAGUGGUGUUCCUGAUUUUGACCACACAGCUCUCGGAGAUUCACGAGUAUCGAUUGAUCAUGGCCAUUGAAUCGAUUCUGGAGCUGAUCACGUGCUUGACCCUGUCGCUGCUUGAUCUGGGUUUCUAUGAAGACGGUGAUGUGAUAUACUUCGUGCAAAAGGGUAUUUUGGCGUCGAGCGGUCAAUUUUUAGCACUCUACGGCUGGGUGUUCGUGAUAUUUCUGUUCAGUUGUAAGAUGUUUCUGGUCUUGCUGGUGUUCAUCUUUCGAUAUGCGUUCAUAUGCGAUAAGCACUAUCUGAAGAGUCUAUUCACGUGUCGUGGAGCGUGUGUGGUGGCCGUAUUUGUCACAGUUGUCAGUGCCACGAUUGGUAUCACUAGCGGGUGUACGUUGCGCAUUGAAGACCAGGAGCGUUUCGACUUCAUUUUCAUGCGAAACGACACGUUGACAUUCUUCUUUAAGAAGGGUUAUACCAUCGCAGGAACGUUGUGUGCCACAACUGCGGGCGCGAUAUUCAUUCUCACCUAUACGGUGGUGUUUUGGACAUCGGCACGGAUCAUACGAAAGACGAAAGCCAGUGGGGCGCUCCUCCCGCAAAUAUUCAUAAUAAUGCCGAUACUGUUCCUUUUCGGCGUUAUGCUCACGCCAGUGCACAUCGGCAUCUAUGCGAGUGUUGUACCGAUCCUGUUCAAUUGGGAGCCGUGUGCCUAUCCCUUUAUCGCCCUCUACUUCGUUCAGCCCUUCCGUAAACGACUCUCCUCCAUAUUCAGCCCGAACACCUUCAGAUCUGCCAUUCUGCGAUGCUGCUGCAGCCCACAACAAAGCAGCACCACAACAUAA
This is a messenger RNA of Anisakis simplex (herring worm), 915 nucleotides long. The record is from the annotation of a GenBank genome assembly. Lineage: Eukaryota; Metazoa; Nematoda; Chromadorea; Rhabditida; Anisakidae.